AAAAUACUAAAAGAAUUAUUAUCUCCAUACACAAUACGCAUUCCGCUUCUGCAAAGUAUAUCACGAUAUAGUGUCUAACAUAUUCUCUUAGCCUUGCAGUUGGAAUUUCUUUCAGAAGGAAUUCGUCGAGCAAUCUUUAUAUCACAAAAAUAGAGAAUAAUUCGCCAAGUUUCACCUUGUAAAAAGUGACAGAGCAGAACUAUGGAAAACGCAACCAACCAGAACCAGAACUGGACGUGGGCACCAGUCUCCUGGGAAUGGUGGGAGAUCCUCCAACUGAUCCUGGCUAUCAUAGGGAUCAUUGGAAACUUCUUAGUGAUGAUAGUCCUGCUGCGUCCAAGACAUCGGCGAUGUGCCACCGAUACUUUAAUUGGAGCUCUGGCAGUCGCUGACUUUCUGACAUCUGUCUUUAUCAUCCCUCACCAACGUGUAAUCAGUCUUCCAGACAACUCAGGUGGACAGGCAUACUGUAGGAUCAUCCACUCGUCGGUACUGAUGUGGAUAUCCAUAUGCGCUUCUAUCUUCACGCUCACUACAAUCUCCAUUGAAAGGUUGGCGGCAGUCAGGUAUCCAUCGUGUCACCAAGUUUUAUUCACGCAUACACGUUUACCUAUCCUCAUCAUUAUUCUGUGGCUUAUUGCGGUCGUUAUCAACACGUUCAGUCUUUACGUCCACUUUGUCCAAGGUGGAAUUUGUGUCACGCAGUUCCCAUCCUCGGAAUUUCAGAAGUUCAUUGGGGUGUCCUUAUUCAUCAUCGAGUACGUCGUCCCGAUCAUCAUCAUGGUCACGGCCCACUCUAUGACGCUGUAUAGCCUCCGGCGUCGCAGCGAAUCGUCAAAUGGGAAUCAAGGUCAAGAACAGAUGGCACCGAAGCUCAAGGAGGCACAACGUCGUGUCCUGCAGAUGCUACUCAUCGUCGUCAUCAUCUUCAUCGUAUGCUGGACACCGGAUCAGUUUGGCUUCUUGGUGUUCAACCUCGGCGUCGUCGACGUCAACCAUCUCUUCAGUCCUCUCUACAGGUGUUUCGUCAUCCUUGCCUUUGCAAACUCCUGCGCUAAUCCUUUCAUCUACGCUGGGAGGAGCCCAGGUUUCAGGAAAGCAUUCUUUCAGAUGUUUGGAGGGAAGAGUCGCCGAUAUGGUGCUCAUUCGGUCUUUGCGGAUUUGAUCCACGAUAGCAAUUCGACCUUUAACGCUACAAGCAUUGGUGAAAUUAGCAUGGACAAGAUUUAAAACAAUUGUUUUCAUCAUGUUCACUUAUAGCUCAUGCCUACAUAAUCAUAAGCCUUAAUAUUCCAUAGCUAUCAUUUUGCCAUUUUUCCAAAUUCGCUUAUUUUUUUCGACGUAAUUAAGUAAUAAUGACGAUCGAUCAUGUUGAUAUUAGACCUUAAGACAAACCUUAUAAUGUUGAUUCCUAUGUUGCCCCCCCCCCCCCCCCAUCUGCUUAAUUAUACAGUUAUGAUUUCAUGAAUUCACUUCGUUUUGGAAAGAAAAAUAGUUUGCUUGUUUUUAGGUUGACGAAGUUAAAGCAAAACAGAUAAUCGAAACAAGCCCAGAGUAGUA
Messenger RNA from Lytechinus variegatus (green sea urchin), 1560 nucleotides. Its product is annotated as galanin receptor 2b-like. Gene Ontology annotation, biological process: G protein-coupled receptor signaling pathway. The record is from RefSeq and is a predicted model, not a curated record. Gene Ontology annotation, molecular function: G protein-coupled receptor activity. The transcript is spliced from 2 exons. Bases 202 to 1230 code for a protein of 342 amino acids. Gene Ontology annotation, cellular component: membrane. NCBI's taxonomy places the organism in Eukaryota, Metazoa, Echinodermata, Echinoidea, Temnopleuroida, Toxopneustidae.